Messenger RNA from Helianthus annuus (common sunflower), 441 nucleotides. RefSeq names its product protein LIM1. Gene Ontology annotation, biological process: systemic acquired resistance. NCBI's taxonomy places the organism in Eukaryota, Viridiplantae, Streptophyta, Magnoliopsida, Asterales, Asteraceae. The transcript has 2 exons. The record is from RefSeq and is a predicted model, not a curated record. The coding region runs from base 34 to 366 and encodes 110 amino acids. Gene Ontology annotation, molecular function: fatty acid binding.
AUAACUAAAGUGUUAAAACAUCUCAUUAACACAAUGGAAAACAAAGCUAAGACAAUGGCGUCUCUUCUGGCGAUCGUUGUGGUGAUCGGACUAUGUGUUCAAGGAACCGUGGCGCACCCAUGUGGAAACACAUUUUUUUCAGCAUUAGUGCAACUGUUACCUUGUCGCGCAUCAGUUGCACCGUUUAGCCCUAUUCCACCGAAUGAGGCUUGUUGUAAUGCGGUCAGAGUUCUUGGUCAACCUUGUUUGUGUGUUCUGGUCAACGGUCCUCCUAUUUCUGGUGUCGAUCGUAGCUUGGCCAUGCAACUUCCCGAGAAAUGCAGUGUCAAUUUCGAACCAUGUGAACUUGUGAAGAAGAAAGAGUGAUGAUGAGUGACCUUCGAUCGUUCGAUUUAGGAAAAUUUGAUAGAAUAAAUAACCAUUCAUCUUAGUUACAUCUCU